CUAUGGCGACCAACGAGCACAACUACUACGCCCGUUUAAAUAUGGGUGUUUUGUGCCAAGAGGAUUCGAUUGGUCGCAAGGAUUGACAAACAUAUUCGCCAUCUGUGAACGCAAACUAAGGUUACAAGAAGAGGAUGUGUAUCUACCUAUCUUUCAAAAUAUUUGAAAUAGCCUUGGUGGGUUUUAUUAUCUUGUGAGGGGAAAACGGCCUAGCCAAGGCCAAGGUUUUGUUUUUUCACCAAGGUCAACAAAACUGUAACCGAUGUAAAUAAUCACGAUGCUUUUGAAAGUAAAUGGAUUGAAUUUCGGAUAGAUAAAUUUACUAGCUCUCUAAGUAAAGCAGCCGAUGUCUACAUGCGUGAACGCGUCUCGCUUCUAGGACAGCCGAUGUUGAUUUCACAGUGGCUUCGGACAGGGACAAGGCGACUAGGAAUCUACAACUCAGAAAUGCUUUUACGUUUUACGAGAUAGUCUCAUGCACUUCGGAGUACCGAUUCAAAGAUA
Messenger RNA from Amoebophrya sp. A25, 504 nucleotides. Lineage: Eukaryota; Dinophyceae; Syndiniales; Amoebophryaceae. The record is from the annotation of a GenBank genome assembly.